CCCAUUUUGUCGGCCCUUCCUAUAUAAACGCCCUGAGCGCGCAGCUGUGUCUCGCUCGCUCCCUUUCCGGCUCGGAGUGUUUCGGAGUGUCGCUCUCCCAGAGGACCAGUGUCAUGGCUGCCAAGGCUGAACGCACCUUCAUUGCCAUCAAACCUGACGGAGUUCAGCGAGGACUCAUCGGUGACAUCAUCAAACGCUUCGAGCAGAAAGGGUUCCGCCUCGUCGCCCUCAAGUUCCUGCAGGCGUCUGAGGAGCUGUUGAAGCAGCACUACAUCGACCUGAAGGACCGCCCCUUUUACCCCGGCCUCGUCAAAUACAUGAGUUCUGGACCCGUCGUUGCCAUGGUGUGGGAGGGUCUGAACGUGGUGAAGACGGGCCGUGUGAUGCUGGGGGAGACGAACCCGGCCGACUCCAAGCCCGGCACCAUCAGAGGAGACUUCUGUAUCGAAGUGGGCAGGAACAUCAUCCAUGGCAGCGAUUCUGUGGAAAGUGCUAAUAAAGAGAUCGCUCUGUGGUUUAAACCCGAGGAGCUCGUCUGCUUCAAGAGCUGCGCUUCCGAUUGGAUCUAUGAGUGAAGUGGACCAGACUGUCUCCAUUCCGCUCAGUCCAACACCCCCCGUUUAUACGAAACACUUAAUAAAGUGUUUACAGAAACCUUU
Molecule: messenger RNA, 659 nt
Organism: Neoarius graeffei (lesser salmon catfish)
Lineage: Eukaryota; Metazoa; Chordata; Actinopteri; Siluriformes; Ariidae
Product: nucleoside diphosphate kinase B
Exons: 5
Coding region: 114-575 (153 amino acids)
Biological process (GO): CTP biosynthetic process; GTP biosynthetic process; UTP biosynthetic process
Molecular function (GO): nucleoside diphosphate kinase activity
Source: RefSeq, a predicted model, not a curated record